This is a messenger RNA of Ambispora gerdemannii, 819 nucleotides long. The record is from the annotation of a GenBank genome assembly. Lineage: Eukaryota; Fungi; Glomeromycota; Glomeromycetes; Archaeosporales; Ambisporaceae.
AUGAUUAUACACUUUAAUGUCGGAGGACAAAUGUUCGAGAUUCCAUAUGAGAAAUUUUUCGCGUACCCCGAAAGUCUUCUCACAUCGCAUAUGGGUGACAUGGUGAAAUCAAAGCUUGAGAAAGCCAAAGACUCGAAAGAGAAAUUUUAUUUUUCUAUUGAUCGGGAUCCUAUUCUCUUUUCGCAUAUCCAUCGCUAUUAUUUGACGGGUGAAUGCCAUUUUCAUGAGAAUGCGGAUCCUGUGAAUGGGCACCAAGUCACAUAUGAUGAAUUGGCUUUUGAAUUCAAGUAUUAUCGAUUUCCUGUGGACGCUAUUCCAUCACCAAAACGAUUACAAGACUAUCAAGAACUCAACACCAAAGAAUCCGACGUAAAGAAGCUUCUCACCCAAAGCACAAUUGCACAACUUCGCGGCAUACACAUUAACAACUUUAUCCAAACACUUCAAAAAAUAAUUCUCGAACUGAUUCUUGUCAAAUGUUCACAAUUCACCAUGGUUUUUACACAUCGUCAGAAUCCGCCCACUAUAAAAUUUUCCAAUCAGGAACAUUCGUUCAUGAAUACAAACGUCUGGCAAAAAAUCAACACGAUGUUGGAUCCGUUUGGGUCAUCGGGCGCUAUAAUGUUGGAUAUUUAUACUGAGUUUAUUAAGGAGUAUAUGAGACAAAAUAUCCCGAUGUUGAGCAAGUGGAGUUCGGAUAAAGGGUUUAAUCCGGAUAUUGGCCAGUACCAUGCGAUUGAUUUGCGGAUAGCUACUAAGGUUAGUGAAGAUAAUGUGUUUUUUGAGACUUCUAUGGCAAAUCGGACGAGAGGGGAAUAA